CAAAUUCCCCCUAAUCUCAGUCACCUUUUUGACCAUUCCCUAUGCAGCCUCAAUCCUCAUUGUCCUUGAUCUACUUUCCUACAACCCCACAUUAUUGGUUUCUCUUUGAUCUGUCGGUCCAAGACCCUAUUUAUUAAUACCCUCUAAAAUAAAAACCCAACAUAUCUCCAUUUCUUGAUCUUAGCUAAUUUUUGGUUUUAAUGGAGGAAUCAUCAUCAUCAUCUGCUUCACAAGAAGUCAAUGAGCUAAUUUCUUCAUCUUCAAAAAGAAGUGGCACUCCAAAUAUGGUUAUGGGAAAACAUCGUCUGGCUGCUGCUAUUGCUUCUCUCAAUCAGCAAAUCCAGAUCAUUCAGGAUGAAUUGGAUCAACUUGAUUCAUGUGGUGAAGCCUCCAUUGUUUGCAGAGAACUAGUUUCAAGCGUUGAGUUAAUGCCCGAUGCUCUGCUUCCAGUGACUAGAGGACCGAUAAAUGUUCAUUUGGAUCGAUGGUUCCACGGAGCUAAUGAAUCAAGACGCAACAAACGCUGGAUAUGAAAAGGAAUUCAGAGUUAAGACCUUUUAUUCCUCACCAACUUGUAACAGAAAUUAAGUGUACAGCAAUUCGAAUAACCUCUUCUGCUUUUUUCGGUUUAUUUUGUAAUUAGAAACUUUUAACUCUACAAUGUCCAAGUAUUACUAAUGUGUUACCGAGUAAGGAGCCAUAGCUAUUGAAAGAAACCUUUACCA
Molecule: messenger RNA, 725 nt
Organism: Nicotiana tabacum (common tobacco)
Lineage: Eukaryota; Viridiplantae; Streptophyta; Magnoliopsida; Solanales; Solanaceae
Product: guanine nucleotide-binding protein subunit gamma 2
Source: RefSeq, a predicted model, not a curated record